Venustampulla echinocandica is the source of this 945-nucleotide messenger RNA. RefSeq lists its product as uncharacterized. The record is from RefSeq and is a predicted model, not a curated record. Lineage: Eukaryota; Fungi; Ascomycota; Leotiomycetes; Helotiales; Pleuroascaceae. Bases 1 to 945 code for a protein of 314 amino acids. The transcript has a single exon.
AUGCCAACCUACCUCGUACACGGCUUCCGUUGGCCGCGCUGGGCAAUUCGCAUCUACAUCGCUCGGCAGGAUCUCGAAGACGCAGCCUCAGACUGGAUAGUCGCGCCAGCGACCUCCGUCACGCUGCUCAACUCUUUCUACACGCUCUACGACUUCCUGCCGCCUAGUAGCCCACCACCAUCCUCAUAUGCACUCCCAGCUCCACAUACCCAAGUCGUGGUACAGGAAGCAUCCACGAAAGAACCACCGCGGCGGCUGACGAAAAGGAAUACGAGCUCACGAGCAUCGCUGAAGUCCUCCCUAUCGGUACGCGCACGGCGAUCGUCCGCGCUGAGCAUUGCCAACACGCAGCGUCAAAGCGGCAUUGCGAAUGGGCAGAAUGGAGAUAAGAAUCGCCAUGGACGCAAUGGCACGCAUCUAGAGUCGCCGCCUAGCACCAAUGCAAACACAAGCACCUCAACGCUUGCCGAAAAGGACGCGCCGAGCUUCAACGACUGGAGUGUCGUCAAAAUCCUCGAACAAUAUAACCCCGCCGACAUGCAUUCUACCAGCCAGCCGUACGCUUACGUCGGUGAUUACUUCGUUAAAGUCGAACUCGGGGUUUCGAUUCCGGAGGAGAUGGCCAAAUAUGACGCAAUGAUGAGGGCUGAGGAGGAACUCGUUUCCCCUGGUGGGCCUGGGAGUCUUGGUGAGGGGUUGAGUGCGAGGGAUAUUAGGAGGAAGAGUAGGAGGUUGGGAUGGUUUGAGAAGUUGAGGGAUGGGGUGCACAAGGGGGCGGAGAUUGAGUGGUUCGUGGUGGUUUGUGGGGAUGAGGAGAGAGUGGCGCCGGAGGUUUCGGAUCUGGGAAGUUCAAGUCUUGGGAGUGAGGACGAGGAUAUUAAGACGCCUAGGAGCGCCGGAUUGAGAGGAUUCUUUGGUAAAAAGAAAACUAUCCGAGAGGAGUGA